AUGGCCUUGGAGGAAUUUAUAAUAGACUUGUGCGAGGAGUCUGUAAAUAGUGCGCUGCUUACUUUCUGGCUCUUCCAAACAUACCUACAUGACCUGUCCGGCGAUCCGAAUUCGAACUCGUUCAAGACGUGUAGACGGCUGUAUAAUAAGGUCCAGCGAAUUGUCUUUGGAUCCGCAGAGCCGCAACGUACGGAGAAGAUCAAGGAGAAUGUUCUGCCUGUCAUGCUAUUGUCGAGCUUAGUGCUCACGAGCGUCGCCGCACCUUUUCUACCGCGACAUGCCGGACCCCUUGCCUUAGCUCAAGCUCGCAAGCCAAGACCCGUGGAGGAUAUAAUAUCGGAUAAUGUGCAGACACAGAAGCUUGGAAGGAGUCAUACGGUUGCUGGCUCGGGGCGGCCAAGGAGGCAGAGAACUCAACCAGGGCAUUCGGAUUCAGAAGACCAAAAGCCACCGAAGUCUCCGCUACCUCGAUUAAAGGAGCCCCAGUCUCCGAAAGACCUGAGACGGAAGGUUAUCAGGACCGUUAGCAGACCUGCAUCUUCACAACACCGGCCGUCACUGCUCACCACAAUGACCAACGAGGGCCGACUAAGCUCUUCUUCGCUCCCAGAUUUCAGGAGUGCGGGAGUCUCUCCUAUCCCAACACCUCCUGCCACAGCUGGACUAGUCCCGAGACCAGACCACGUGCAUCGACGACACUCGCAUAUUGCUCGACCCCUUACUCCAACGGCUUUACCGCAAGCUCAGAAGGUGCGGCUUUUGAGAUCGAACUACUUCCGCAGCGAGACCCAGUUUCUUAGUGCUCUGGAGGACAUCUCGAAUCGUCUGGUCGUUGUGCCAAAGCCUGCACGUUUGAGUGCGUUAAGAGCAGAAUUGGCCCUCAUUGCGCAAGACUUGCCCGCCGAAGUCGAUAUACCUGUAAUAUGCCCUGCAGCGCUGGAGGAUGGGGCCGCGGCCCGAAGCCGGCACCACCGGAUAGUUCGCUUGAAUCCAGCUGAGGCUACGAGUUUGAACAGUGCUGAGCGAGUUCCGUAUUUGUUGAUGGUUGAGGUUCUUCGAGAAGAUUUCGACUUCGACCCAGAAACUGCAUCUAACCAGCAACUCCUUGGCAAGCUCAUGCUUGAAAAGGGAACGACGAAACGCCGGUUGUUUGACCUCACAGAUGCUUCACGAUACACACUGCAAGAAAAAUCACCCGCACCGGGCGCAGACAGCGUCUUCGAACCUGCUACAGGAGAUCUUGGUAGUACUGAACUCAUAAAAGACCCAGUUGAGGAAGAGAUAUCACUAGGGCUAGCUCGAGUAGCGAUGACCAGCAGCAGUCUCGUCAAUAAGAUACCAGCGCCCAGGUCGUCUAGUGGAGCCAACACAAUGUCCUCAAUGGCUACUAUAUCUACUCCAAGGACAUCGGACAUGGACAUGAGCAGAACGAAUAGCCCGGGACCCCAGGGACUUCGCAAGAUGACACUCGGCAUGAGUAACAGGCCCCAGGGCGCUGACCAGCCGGACUUUUCGGCAUUAGCGACGCACAUGCGAACAGCAGCCCAGAUGCUAGCUCAGCUCGAGUCUAGUGGUUCCAAACGGCCGAAGACAGAAGUUGCUGCAAUCAAGGCUAAGAUUAUUGCAAGCAUGCAGAGUCUUGAGGAGCAGAACUUCUACGUUGAUGAUACAAGCAGUCCGACCUUCGACAGCAUCAUGGCUAGCGCAAAUCCCACGGCUGUCACGGCUGAACCUGAAGAGCUCGAAGAUGGUAUGGAGACAGCGCCCGACCCCGGAUCAAGCUCUGGAGCUGGUGCUGCCCGAAUGGAGAAUGAUCUUAAGACGGGUGGCAUGCAAAGGAAGGGGGACCGUGACGACCCUAGUGCAGCGACGUUUGGUGAAGAAUGGUCAGCCAAGAAAGAGCGGAUAAGGAGGUCGUCACCGUAUGGCUGGAUGAAGAGCUGGGAUCUCAUCAGUGUCAUUGUCAAGACGGGCGCAGACCUGCGACAAGAAGCAUUCGCAUGCCAACUCAUCCAAGUCUGCUCUAAGAUAUGGCAAGACUCUAACAUCCCCGUCUGGGUCAAACGCAUGCGUAUCCUCGUCACAGGCGAAUCAUCCGGUCUCAUCGAAACCAUCACCAACGGCGUCUCCCUCCACUCCCUAAAACGCAGCUUAACCCUCGCCAGCAUCGCCGCAGGUACCAACCCUCGAAAACGCAUCGCCACCCUCCGCGACCACUUCGUCAAGACAUUCGGCGACGUGGAAGGCGAAGGCUACGCCGCCGGUGUUGAUGCUUUCGCCCGCUCCCUCGCCGCAUACAGCAUAAUCUGCUACGUCCUGCAGCUCAAGGACCGCCACAAUGGCAACAUCCUCAUCGACAACGUUGGCCACAUCAUCCACAUCGACUUCGGCUUCAUGCUGUCGAACUCCCCUGGCAGCAUGGGCUUCGAAGCCGCCCCUUUCAAGCUCACGCAGGAGUAUGUCGACGUGCUGGGCGGUGUGGGUGCGCCUGCGUUCGAAGACUUCAAGACACUGUGCAAGCGCGCGUUUCAGGCGCUGCGGAAAGAUGCUGAGAGGCUAGUCAUGCUGGUUGAUAUGAUGGGGAGGCAGAGCAAGAUGCCGUGUUUUGCGGCGGGCGUGACGCAGGCGAGUAAUGCGUUGAGGGCGCGGAUGAUGCUGCAUCUCAGUAAGGAGGAGGCCGAGGGGUUUGUGGAUGAGCUGGUCGCGAAGAGUGUGGGGAGCUAUUAUACGAGGCUGUACGACACGUUCCAAUACCGUACGCAGGGCAUCUACUGAGGACUGAGGCUUUUGGGAGAGAUCUGGUAAGGGUAGAUUCGAGAACAAGAGGCUCAGCAUAGGCGUUGUCAUGAGGUUCACGAACUUGCAUUCAAGGCGCGAUUUAGGGGUAGCAUGUUGCGGUAUAUACAUAUGCAAUAGAAGAAUAUAUUCUUUUGCCGUGGAACACGCCCAC
Messenger RNA from Mytilinidion resinicola, 2950 nucleotides. Its product is annotated as kinase-like protein. Lineage: Eukaryota; Fungi; Ascomycota; Dothideomycetes; Mytilinidiales; Mytilinidiaceae. Gene Ontology annotation, cellular component: membrane; cytoplasm. The transcript has 3 exons. Gene Ontology annotation, biological process: phosphatidylinositol-mediated signaling; phosphatidylinositol phosphate biosynthetic process. Bases 1 to 2775 code for a protein of 924 amino acids. Gene Ontology annotation, molecular function: 1-phosphatidylinositol 4-kinase activity. The record is from RefSeq and is a predicted model, not a curated record.